This is a messenger RNA of Stomoxys calcitrans (stable fly), 2477 nucleotides long. RefSeq lists its product as uncharacterized. The record is from RefSeq and is a predicted model, not a curated record. The coding region runs from base 107 to 2338 and encodes 743 amino acids. Lineage: Eukaryota; Metazoa; Arthropoda; Insecta; Diptera; Muscidae. The transcript is spliced from 3 exons.
UUUGCAAAUCAAAAUAAAAUAAGUCAAAAUAGAAAUAAAUUAAAAAUAGAAAAAAAUAAAUGUAUCUUAGAGAAUAUUUUUUACAAACGACUAAAAAGGAAAGGAAAUGUUAAAAAUUUUAUUUACAUUGAUAACUAUUAUGAUAAUAUAUUGCAAGGCUGAGACAUAUGAUUGGCUUAUUCAAACGGUGGAUCAAGAUAAAAAAGAUGGUGUUAGAGUUACUGCAGAAAACAAUGGCGAUUUCGGCAAAAAACAGCCAGAUUCAAUAAAAAUCCUCGCAAAGGCAAAUGAAAAGGAUGCAAAUGCUUUAAGGAAUAAAAAUAAUAGAAAAUAUUUUAAACAUGAUAUGCAGAAUAACACAAAUGUGGUGGCAGUGAAUAAAAGAAAACUUAAUACACAGAAAAAGAUUUUCGCCACCUCUUCCAGUCUGUUGACUGCGAUAGAAGAUGAAAGUCCUCAGAAUUGUAGUGACUAUUUAAAAGAAAAAAAUAUAAGAAACAUUUCUAAAAAUCGUUGUGCGCCGAAUGUAUCAGACAUUGAAAACUUUUUGGGGACCAACCUAUUUGACAAUGUUCCCAAAAAAUGCUUUACCGCUGAAGAUGUACAAUUGCUUUUAAUACGCAGAGAUUUUGAGAGUCUCAUACCAAAACAACUACCACAUAUCCUGCUAAAUGAUCAAAUGCUAAACAUUUUAAUGGACUACUUCGAGAACUGUGGUCAAUUAAUCACAACAAUGUCUACGGGGUCGUUAAAAAAUUUAGCCCAUAAAGCAUUUUACGAUACUAUAGGAAGUUAUUUAAAUUUCUAUGUGGUGCCAGUAGCAAAACAUUCCUAUUAUGCUGGCAUAGCAACUCUGGAAGCUGUGCAAAAAGUUUUGCAACUACAUCAACAAUGUCGUUAUAUACUCAACACAAAUGGCAAUGGUUGGAGGGGACCUAUGAAAGAUGUGCUCAAUAUAUGUAGUAUGCAUAAUAUUCAACCACUGAAAAUAGCAGAAUAUAAGGGAACUCUAAAUCCCUGCAAAAAUCUGGACAUGAUGAGUAAUCAUAAUCAUUUGGAUAAUGAUAAAAUGAUCGUUUCUCUGCCCCGAUUAGAACGAGGAGAUGAAAAUGAUUAUUUGGGUAACAUAUGGCUGCCGUUUAGACGUAAAAGAAUUUUUGAUUUAAGAUCCCCCGAAACAUCCUUUGUUAUAGUGAAGUUCUAUGAAACUUUAAGCAAAUGUUAUGGAUUUGAAAAAGUCUCCCAGAUUUUCUAUAAUCGAAAAUUGUAUGAAUGGCUAUUGGAGAAUAUUCAAAAUCAUUUGUCAGAUGAUAUAUUUUACCCAGGUUUGGGAGGGGUUUUGAAGCUUCAAGAGCAUUUAAGAGGUUUUCAAAAGAGUGAAGGACAAAAUUAUCUCAAGGAUAAUAGAGCCUAUGAAGAUGAUUACGAUAAUUAUGUUAAAGGAAAGAAAAUGAGCCGCAAGAUAAAUGAUGAAAAGUCCCAGGAAUUUUUGAAUGUCUUGAAGAAUUCCAAUCGCUUUAAAGUCAAUCAUCAAAUACUACCCAAUGGACAUUAUGAUAAUGGCCUGGCAAGUUUUAGAGAUAACCUAGAAAGUAAUGGCGAAGAGCAAAUAAAACAUGAAAAAGCCAUGGCAAAUAAUAAAAAUGAAGAAAUGGCAAAAGAAACAUCUACAAUUGUUCAAGAAACCGAAUCAAAUUUCCAAAAACCUACAAUGGUCUAUAAUAACAAGAAAGAAGACCCUCAUUUCAGAAUAACACUCCGCCAUCUCAUAAUCGUAGCCAUAUCUGUUCUUUUGGCUAUUGUAGUCGCAAUUAUCUGCUGCCUCAAGUUAAAAAAGCGAAAGGGGAAGAAAACCAAAGAAUCCCGACUACGAGAAUAUGCUGGAGGCAAAAAGCUACUAAACAAUAUCGCAGACGAUGAUGAAGAAAUCGAAUUACUAGACUCUCAAUCAAAAUCUGUAUUGCCUGGUAAUAACAACUCCAAGACUUUAAAUCGUUACAAAACUUAUCCUAGGCACACCAAUAAUUCUGCCAGCAUUGCAUCUUCAUCGUCUUCUUCGCUAAUGUGUCCAUCGCCUGUAAAAUGUUUUGGCAAAAAAUCUACAAGACCUGCCAUAAUAGAUACGACAUUAUUAGACUCCGAAGUGGAAGAGGUUAAAGAUAGAAAAAUUCCACAACCCACAAAAGCGGUAAAAAUUAAUGAAAACCCCACAAAAAUGGUAUCACUCAAUGAUAGAAGGAAGAAUAGUGCAUCGGCCAAUGGCAAGACGAGAGUUUCAAAAGAUAUAAGAAAGAGUAAUAGUAACACCAGUUGGGAAACCACAUAUUCCACAAGAUAGAAGGGGUCAUUGACGCUAUUGUUAAUUUUUUUAACAUUUUUCUCAAAAGUUUUAGAUGGAUUUUAUUUAAAACUGUUUACCCAAUUUAUUUAUUUUUUUUUUAUUCUUUAUUAGCAAAUAUUUAUUUAUUUAACACGAA